This is a messenger RNA of Arabidopsis thaliana (thale cress), 318 nucleotides long. RefSeq names its product Cysteine proteinases superfamily protein. The transcript has a single exon. The record is from RefSeq and is marked reviewed. Bases 1 to 318 code for a protein of 105 amino acids. Lineage: Eukaryota; Viridiplantae; Streptophyta; Magnoliopsida; Brassicales; Brassicaceae.
AUGGGCCACUAUCUUGUGCCCAUCCACCAAACAGAAAGUAGUUUCGAUGUAUUUAAAAAAAAUGCAGAAUAUAUUGUCAAAACCAACAAGGAGAGAAAACCGUACAAGCUCAAGCUCAACAAGUUUGCAAACUUGACCGACGUCGAGUUUGUCAACGCUCACACAUGUUUUGAUAUGAGUGAUCACAAGAAAAUACUCGACUCCAAACCGUUCUUCUACGAGAAUAUGACUCAAGCACCAGAUUCCUUGGAUUGGAGAGAGAAAGGAGCCGUCACCAAUGUCAAAGAUCAAGGACCAACGUGUAGUAAGAAGUCCUAA